GGCUGUGGCUGUGCUGCCCAGCGGAGCCGCGCAGUAUGGCGGGCGGGGCGCGGGAGGUGCUCACUUUGCAGUUGGGACAUUUUGCGGGUUUCGUGGGAGCGCACUGGUGGAACCAGCAGGAUGCUGCGCUGUGCAGGCCGACCGAUGCCAAAGAACCGCCGGGAGAGCUGUGCCCCGACGUCCUGUACCGGACCGGCCGGACGUUACACGGCCAAGAGACUUACACGCCGAGACUCAUACUCAUGGAUCUAAAGGGUAGUCUGAGCUCCCUAAAACAAGACGGUGGACUCUACAGGGACAAACAACUAGAUGCUGCAAUAGCAUGGCAAGGGAAGCUCACCACACACAAAGAGGAACUCUAUCCCAAGAACCCUUAUCUCCAGGACCUCCUGAGUGCAGAGGGAGUGCUGAAUAGUGAUGGUAUCUGGAGGGUCAAAUCCAUUCCCAAUGGCACAGGUGAGACUUCUCCAGAUACUGCAAAAUGGGGAAUGGGGCAGACCAGGAACAUGGAGAAAGAGGGCAGCAUCAGAGUCUGGUCAGACUUUCUCAGAAUCCAUCUCCAUCCCCGGAGCAUCUGUAUGAUUCAGAAGUACAACCAUGAUGGGGAAGCAGGUCGCCUGGAGGCUUUUGGCCAAGGGGAGAGUAUCCUGAAGGAACCCAAGUACCUGGAAGAGCUGGAGGACAGGCUGCACUUCUACGUGGAGGAGUGCGACUACCUGCAGGGCUUCCAGAUCCUGUGUGACCUGCACAAUGGCUUCUCUGGAGUAGGCGCCAAGGCCGCAGAGUUGCUACAAGACGAGUAUUCAGGGCGGGGAAUAAUAACCUGGGGCCUGCUCCCUGGUCCGUACCGCCUCGGGGAGCCCCAGAAAAACAUCUACCGUCUGUUAAACACAGCUUUCGGUCUGGUGCACCUGUCUGCUCACAGCUCUCUGGUCUGCCCCUUAUCCUUGGGUGGGAGCCUGGGGCUGCAACCUGAGCCACCUGUCAACUUCCCUCACCUGCAAUAUGAUGCCGCUCUGCCCUUCCACUGUGGCGCCAUCCUGGCUACAGCCCUGGACACAGUCACUGUUCCUUAUCGCCUAUGCUCCUCACCAGUUUCCAUGGUUCAUCUGGCUGAUAUGUUGAACUUCUCUGGGAAAAAGGUGGUCACAGCAGGAGCAACCAUCCCCUUCCCCUUAGUUCCAAGCCAGUCCCUCCCUGAUACGCUGAUGCAGCUUGGAGAGGCCACCCCAUGGACCCCACUGUCUGCAUGUGGGGACCCUUCUGGAACGUGCUGCUUUGCCCAGUCCGUGGUGCUGAGGGGUCUAGACAGAGCAUGCCACACCAGUCAGCUCACCCCAGGGACACCUCUGCCCUCCCCACUCCACGCGUGCACCACCGGGGAAGAAGUCUUGGCCCAGUAUUUGCAGCAGCAGCAGCCCGGAGUCAGGAGCUCUUCUCAUCUGCUGCUGACUCCCUGUAAGGUGGUUCCUCCUUACCCCUACCUCUUCUCCUCAAGCCUCAGCCAGCAGGGUUUGGUUCUGGAUGGUCCCCCAACAGGGGCAGCGGUGGAGAGCAUCCCCGUGCUCGGGGCCCUCCGCUCCUCUUCAUCCUUGAACCGGACCCUGGGAGAUUUGGCCAAAGAUCUCGCCAAACUCGACCUGCGGCGCUGGGCCAGCUUCAUGGACGCUGGAGUGGAACAGGAUGACCUAGAGGAGACGCUGCAGGAGCUACGCAGCCUGGCUCAGUGCUACCAGAGUGGCAACAGCCUCAUGGACUAAAGCUCCAAGAAAAGGAAAGAGCUAGUUUACAAUAAAAGCUGCUGGAUGCAGGA
Molecule: messenger RNA, 1813 nt
Organism: Physeter macrocephalus (sperm whale)
Lineage: Eukaryota; Metazoa; Chordata; Mammalia; Artiodactyla; Physeteridae
Gene: MSTO1
Product: misato mitochondrial distribution and morphology regulator 1
Exons: 14
Coding region: 36-1760 (574 amino acids)
Biological process (GO): mitochondrion organization
Cellular component (GO): mitochondrion; cytoplasm
Source: RefSeq, a predicted model, not a curated record